This is a messenger RNA of Ilex paraguariensis (yerba mate), 2355 nucleotides long. NCBI's taxonomy places the organism in Eukaryota, Viridiplantae, Streptophyta, Magnoliopsida, Aquifoliales, Aquifoliaceae. The record is from the annotation of a GenBank genome assembly.
AUGAAUGAUUGCGUGUCGGUGACAAGAUCUUCACCUACCGUUGUCAUUAGAUCACCUGUAAUUGGGACAACUACUUCACCACCAAACAUAGACAUUAAAAAUAUUGCAGCUGUUACCCAUGAAGAAUUUGGCAGCCAUAAUUGCUCAAAAGGAAAGGAGCCUCACCUACCUCUAAGUUCUGAUGGCAAAGAAGGUUUCUUGGGUACAAGCCGACUCAGCUGUCACACAGAAACAAAUAACCACAUCUGUGUUACAUUGUCCUCGACAAAUGAAGACCUGUCAAACAAGCCACUUCUUAAGGAUGCCGUUGAUCAUAGACCCAAAGCAAGAUCUGGAUUUCAAGUUCCUGAUAUAACUGUCCCAGAUGGCAUCGCCAUCGCCUUUGAUGGUACUGGGUUCAAGUCUAGUGAGAAUUCUUCAGAAAGUUUAGAUUCACCCUGCUGGAAAGGUGCUCCAGGCUUUAAUUUUUCCCCAUUUGAAGUUUUUGAAGCUUCGGCUAAGCAGAGCCGUCCUAAAAAAAUAGAAGUUGGUUUAAAUCUUCAGGGCACUCAGAGUUUCCCUCACGCUUCCUUUCCAAAAUCCUUUGAAAAUAGUUUGCACAAUCAGAAUGGGCAUAUAGAUAAUGGUAUGUCACUUUUUCCACAGAUAACUCCAGAUACUAAUUGCCUGGUCAAAGAGCACAGGUCAGGCGAUGCUGUGAAAGCAGGAGAUCAGUGUCCAAAACUGGAUGACGGCAUAGGAGUUCUAUCUUCUGAUUUACCCUAUGAAUCAAAGGGUGAGUGUAACACUAAACCUUCUCACAGUGCGAAAGAGAGUCACGAAGAGGAAGAUUUUACAUGUACAAAGCUCAAGUUAUGUGCUGGUGUUGCAGAGACUCUGAUGAAUACAAAUGAUGCCUCAGAAGAUGGCCAUGUUCCAUUCCAUGUUGUGGAAAAUGUCUUAUCAUCUUCACCCUCUUCGGGAGAAGAUGCUACUAACCUUGCAAAACCUCAUGUGAUGGAAUCAACGCCCAAAAUGGGCAUUCAAUUUGUGGUUAAUGUAAUGCAUGACCUUUCAGAAUUGCUUCUAUUUUGUUGUUCCAAUGAUAUGUGGGGACUGAAAAAACAAGAUUGUGAAGCCCUUCAGCAUGUUAUCAACAGACUUGAUGCAUGCAGGUCAAGGAGGAUUAUAAAUGUGAUGCCACCUCAAGAAUCACUGUGUCCCCAGCAAGGAGCUUUUCAUGAAGUUCCCGAGUCAACUGAUCUUCAUAUGGGUGCCAGUGGAAGCCAGCCUCGGGUGACUAAUGAAGCAGCUGCAAAUUGGCAUGGUGCACUUGAUUUUCAACAUAUGUAUGAAAAGAAGAGGGGCAAAAAUGUUUCUGGUAAGAAAGUUGAGAAAUUUCCAGAUUUUGUUUCUUCGAGGGAUGAAGAAGUUUCUAAAGAUGAUAACAUGAUCCAGGCUAUAAAGAAGAUCCUUGAUGAGAAUUUCCAUGACAAGGAAGAAGGGCAGUCACCAACUCUCUUGUAUAAGAAUCUUUGGCUUGAGGCAGAAGCUGAAUUGUGUUCCAUUCGUUACAGAGCUCGCCUUGAUCGUAUGAAAAUAAGGAUGGACAAAAGCAAGUCAGACACAGAAAAAUGUGUGUCCGAAAAUACUACUGUUGAAGAGCAACAUUCAAGCGUGGAGGUUUUUCCUAAUCCAAACAUGCCUAGCACAUUAAGAUCUGAGGCGAAAGAAAGCCCAUCACUGAAAGACCCCAUCCAGGAUUUUCCUAGUUCUAGCUCAACCAGCCAUGUUGAUGAUGUUGAGGCUUCUGUCAUGACCAGAUUUAAUAUCCUAAAAUGCCGGGAUGACAAUACAAAUUCCAUUAACAGGGCAGAGCAACCACAGGCGAAAGAAAGCCCGUCACUGAAAGACCCCAUCCAGGAUUUUCCUAGUUCUAGCUCAACCAGCCAUGUUGAUGAGGUUGAGGCUUCUGUCAUGGCCAGAUUCAAUAUCCUAAAAUGUCGGGAUGACAAUACAAAUUCCAUUAACAGGGCAGAGCAACCACUGCCAGAGGUUGGUGACACUGGAUUUGCAGGUAAGAGAAACCAUUGGCCAUUUACUGAAUACCAAUCAAAGGAUGGAUGCUUGGAUUUGGCUGUGGGACCGCAUCUGGAGCAUGAGACUGGCAAUGGUAGCGGAGACAAAUUUGGGUCGUAUAGAGAUGGUUCUGAACAUCUAAUUGUCAGAGAGUUCCGUGCUUGUGUCAAGGAUGACUCAGUGAUCCAAUCUCAUAUGAACAAUAAGUUGGCUGACCAGUUUUUUGCUGGAUGGUAUGAUAACUCUGCAUCAGAUUGGGAAAAUGUGCUGAAGGAUGAGUUUGCAUUGCCAAAGUGA